ACUCACAUUGGGACGUGGUGAAAUUCCACCAUCCAUUUCCGCAAUCGGGCGGUGGACUAGCGGUCGGUUCAAGGGUUUCGUCGCCCAAGACAAAAUCAUUUGUGGGGGAAUUGAGGCAGGCGGUCUUCGCCGGGUCACUCGAUCCGUUGAGGUCAGGAAACAAUCCAGCGUUGCUGACGGCCUUCAGCGAGAGCAAUCCGACCGGAUCGUCCAAUGCAUUGGGUUCGGAGUUCAUUUCGUUCUCUGGAAUCUUCCACGCAGAAUAGGACCAACCCAGCCCCCGCUCGGCGGCAAAGAGCUGUCGCGCCGCGAAGGAUGCUCGGUGACUCUCCCACCACUCCGAACCGAUCGUUUCUUCGAACCGGUUACACUGCCCGUAGUCCAUAAAGUUAUUGUUCUUGUGCCUCCAGGCACAGUCGUCGAUGCUAAGGUCAAAGCCCGAGCUCCAAAAAACAGGGAGACGGUUUCCGAAACACGCACUAUGUUCGAUUGGUGAUCGCAUGGUGCAGGCCACGGUUUCGUGGUAGAAGAGUUUCGACCUGUCUUCCUGAGAGGAAGACGAGGCAAUAUCUGCUAUUGUAGACGUAUGGGACCAUUCCAGCGCAGCGUAAACCUUGGGAUCAUUCAAGCCCAUCGGCUUUACCAAGUCGCCCAACCCGACAAGUGGGACAAAGAGAGGCAAAUCAGGACCGAUCUUUGCCCGCACAGCAUCUAUCAUCGUCUCAACAUUGAUCUUCAUUUCCUUAGGUAGAACGAUACCAAGUACGGCGCCAUGAGACGAUGCAUACUCGGAAGCCGACACAACGGAAUCUAUCUCGUCUCCUGUGGCCACAAGUGACAAAAUGGCCUGCAAUCCUUGUCCUUUGAGAGUGUCCAAGGCCUUCGCCAAGAUGACCUUGGCGACUGCUCCGGUAUCGUUUUCGGUUGUAAAGGCAGAGGUUGGGACAGCAAUCUGCACUGUAUUCAAUCCCAUAG
Messenger RNA from Pseudo-nitzschia multistriata, 975 nucleotides. The record is from the annotation of a GenBank genome assembly. Lineage: Eukaryota; Bacillariophyta; Bacillariophyceae; Bacillariales; Bacillariaceae.